CUGCUGGAUCCGGUUAUAAAGUAAACUGCCCUCCUCGUGUGCCAUCGCAUACAGAUGAGAAGGCAACCAGUUUGAGCUAACUCUGUGCAUUGUAAAAAGCCAAGAGGCCCGAGGCUCCUUGUGCCUCUGAUGCCGGUGUGGUGGUCCCAGAGCUGCUGAGGAAUCUGGGCAGUGGAGAUCCGGAGGUUCUCGAGGGACCAGCUGGCACUGGUCAAACUUUGCACUCUGCCCUCUGGCCAGCAAUCAGAUUGGAGUGUGGACCGAAAGGAUGUUCAAAUACCUGCAGAAAUACUUCAGCACCCAUCAGCUGGGGCGUGCUCGCCGGAGAGCAAGACUGGUCUCCAAAGAUGGCAGGUGCAACAUAGAGUUUGGUAACGUGGAAGAGCAGUCCAGAUUCAUAUUCCUUGUGGACAUCUGGACCACCGUGCUGGACCUCAAGUGGAGAUACAAAAUGACCAUUUUCAUCACGGCCUUCUUAGGGAGCUGGUUCCUGUUUGGCCUGCUUUGGUACGCCGUCGCUUACAUCCACAAAGAUCUCCCAGAGUUCCAUCCUUCCCGGAACCACACUCCAUGCGUGGAAAACAUCAAUGGCCUGACCUCCGCCUUCCUGUUUUCCCUGGAAACCCAAGUGACCAUCGGGUAUGGGUUCCGGUGCGUGACAGAACAGUGCGGCACUGCCAUUUUCCUGCUCAUCUUUCAGUCGAUCUUGGGGGUCAUCAUCAACUCUUUCAUGUGCGGGGCCAUCUUGGCCAAAAUCUCGAGAUCCAAGAAAUGCGCCAAGACCAUCACCUUCAGCAAGAAUGCCGUGAUCAGCAAGCGGGGUGGCAAACUGUGCCUCUUGAUCCGGGUGGCCAACCUCAGGAAAAGCCUGCUCAUUGGAAGUCACAUUUACGGGAAACUCUUAAAGACCACCGUCACCCCCGAGGGGGAGACCAUCAUCCUGGACCAGAUCAAUAUCAACUUUGUGGUGGAUGCCGGCAAUGAAAAUCUGUUCUUCAUCUCCCCAUUGACCAUUUACCACAUCAUCGAUCAGAACAGCCCUUUUUUCAUUAUGGCAGCGGAGACCAUCCUCCAGCAGGACUUUGAGCUGGUGGUGUUCCUCGAUGGCACGGUGGAGUCCACAAGCGCCACCUGCCAGGUUCGCACGUCCUACAUCCCCGAGGAAGUUGCUCUGGGCUAUCGCUUCGCUCCCAUCGUCUCCAAGACCAAGGAAGGGAAGUACCGGGUCGAUUUUCACAACUUCAGUAAGACCGUGGAGGUAGAAACUCCUCACUGUGCUCUGUGCCUCUAUAAUGAGAGAGAUGCCAAGGCCAGAAUGAAGAAAGGCUAUGAGAACCCCAACUUUGUUCUGUCUGAAGUCAACGAAAUGAACGACACCAAAAUGUAGCAGUCUGACAGGUUGCGGCACCUGGGGAACUAGUCAUGGAUUUUAAGGUGCUCUGUCGAGCACUGAACACUCAGGGGAAUACCAGAACCAGAGAAGGCAGUAACCCUCAAACAAACCCCACCAAUGGCCAUUCCACUCCUUUGUGUCCUUCCGCGGUCAGUCCUAUCACAAAGACCUCCACCUCCAGUGGCCCAGAGAAUGGUGUAUGGAGUACUUGCCAUAGAAGGGAUAUUGUGGGCAGGAUCCAGAAACAUUUAAACAUCUAGGAGACAGUGGAGGGAAAGAACAGACUCAAAAGGAGGGUUCUCGGGGGAAAUAGUGAAGAGCUGCUUGCUUUGAGGAUGGAAGGGGAAGAGGGAAAUUGCAUUCUUCUUCAGCCAGAGUCUGUUGGGGUCAAGUAGUGUGAAAUGAUUGGGUCUUGCAGUUCGAGGACUUGAGGCGAAACAGUGAUCCAAUGAAGCAAUGACAAUUAUCAGAGUUCCAAAUGAGCUUUGCCGUUGAGGUGAAGAAAACGGGUAUUUGGGGCAUGAUUGAUCCCCAACUAAAAUUCACCAGCCAAGCAUGUCAAUUCUCCUCCCAACUUAACCUGUGUAAAACACAGCAACUGGGCUGGUAGGACAGGGAUUGCAUCUGACCCAAUUCAAUUGUGUCUACUCCUGUGUUUAGCAUAGUGCUCGGUACAUACUGUAAUAUGUAAUACUGUAAUAAUAUUAAUAAGGACUACAUGAGUCAAUCAACUGGAUCUUUCAUAUCAAGUGAAACAACUUUUUUUUGAAGCAUCCAGAUAACUUGAGGCUAAAUUCUCUUUGGUUUUUGGACUGAUCUGGAUAAUUUGAUAGUGGCUUUGGUACUGUAUUGCUUUAGGGAGGCCCAUUAAAAUGAACCCCAAUUACUGUCUGGGUGGAUUGAUUAA
Molecule: messenger RNA, 2300 nt
Organism: Ornithorhynchus anatinus (platypus)
Lineage: Eukaryota; Metazoa; Chordata; Mammalia; Monotremata; Ornithorhynchidae
Gene: KCNJ1
Product: potassium inwardly rectifying channel subfamily J member 1
Biological process (GO): potassium ion import across plasma membrane; regulation of monoatomic ion transmembrane transport
Cellular component (GO): plasma membrane
Molecular function (GO): ATP-activated inward rectifier potassium channel activity
Source: RefSeq, a predicted model, not a curated record